Messenger RNA from Leptopilina heterotoma, 3852 nucleotides. RefSeq lists its product as uncharacterized. Lineage: Eukaryota; Metazoa; Arthropoda; Insecta; Hymenoptera; Figitidae. The record is from RefSeq and is a predicted model, not a curated record. The coding region runs from base 186 to 3542 and encodes 1118 amino acids. The transcript is spliced from 2 exons.
GUUUAUUUUCGAAACUGUUCUUGGAGGACAAUAAUUCGAAUUUGAUUGAUUAUAUUUUAAAGAAACACGAAUAUAAAAAAAAAAAUUUCAAUAUACUUCAAACUUUUCGAAUCGAAAAAAAUCGAAUUAACAAUCUAAAAAAGAUUUUUCAAUAAAUUGAAGGACGCAAAGUGAAAAUACCUAAAAUGACGUUCGAUAAUUUAGCAAAUCCAAUAGAAGCCGUGAGUUUGAUUCCAAUUUACACUUAUUUCAAUUUACUCAGCGAUUUUCUAUUCAGCGAAAAUUAUUUAUCAAUCGAUGAUCGACAAAGAGAAAUUCCGGUCGUUAAUGGACUUUACAAGUAUUUCAAAGAACGUCCAAAUAAUACUGAAGAAUUAAUUCGAAGUUUAUUGCAAGGUAGCGAUUUGUAUGGGGAAAAAAGUGAUGAAACCUUAGACGAAGUUUUUGUGAACACCAUGUUCGACCACAUAAUCAGUUCUUUUGUCUUUAGCAAAUUUGGAAAUAUUUACGGCUUUCUGGCUGAAGUUGUUCGAAAAACGGACAGUUUAAUAAUAGACGAUUUGCUCCAGAAAAUUAAGACCAGUCUUAGUAACUCAAUAUUUCAGAAUGAAAACGGUAACAUCUCGUCACUAACUCCUUUAGCUGUCGAUCGAAUAUUUACCGAUCUAAUUUCGCCCUUAUUUCCAAAAUCGAAUACUAAUUUCCAAUUGCUGUCCCUUGAUUACAUUUACGCACAAGCGGGUUCAAUUUUACUCAAAUCAGGCAGAUUGAAUGCUACCUAUUAUUCAAAUUUUUUCACCGAAAAGUUUGUCAUUGGUAAUGAAACCCUGUUUGAUGAAUAUUUAUUAACAGGACAUUUACUUGAAGAAUUAAUAAUUGCCGAGAAGAUUGAUCCUUUCAAUGUGACCGCUUUUGCACUUUCAGCACUUUUCCUCUAUGUUUACAAAGAAAGAUUGACUCUAGAAGGAGAAAAAACAAUAAAUAUAAUCACAGAUCCAGAACAUUGGCGUAAAGCCUACAGUUUCCUUUUUUCAUUUCUAGAUUCGACAUACAAUAAAAUCACUUCUCUUCUAAAAACUGACACUAAAUAUAAUCUUCACUUCGAAUUAUCACAAUUUAAAACAAGUAUCAUUUUGGCUCAAUAUUUUCUAGAUGACGAUCCUAUUUGUAAAUUAAAAACAGAUGACGAAAGGUAUCAAUUAAUUUUAACCUAUCUAAAGAAACCCAAUACAUUUCAAUGUAAAAUUGGACAAACUUUACCAAAUCUUAAAAAUUAUUUUUUAGACAGUAUUAAUAAUAUUAUUGAGGCCUAUAGAAAGUUUGAAAAGAAAUUAAUCACAGUAACAUUAAAGGACUACUUUCAAUCAUGGGACUCGAAAACUGAAGUGCUUAUAAUAUUAGUAGACUAUAAUUCAACAUCUAGUGUUUUGAAAAAUGUAACUAAAGGCUCAUACGAUUUAUUUGGUCUUUAUUUCCCUAACAAUAAUAACAUUACUUUUCUCACCCUACUACGAGGGAAUUACGAUGCAAAAGUUAUUAGAACUGAAGAACAGCCUGAAAUUUUUCAACCGAUUCCUCGUACUUCUAUUAGAAAUUUCGAUCCAAAAAAUUCUAUUUUUGAUCAAAUAGAUCGUAUUGCAGAUAAAAUUGUACAAAAUAGAUGUGAUAGACUAAAAGCACUAAUUCUAAAUACACACGAAAUUUUGAGAAAUAAUUGGUGGCAGGAAUACAGUUUGUCUCUGGUACCAUUUUAUCCAUGUUUAUCAGGCAAAAUGUUGCAUGGAUUAUACAAAGAGGAAGAUCCAUGUAAAGUCGACACAUUCACUAUGUAUCCUAUUCAAAAAGAAGAAAAGGAUCAUAUUUCUUUAAAUUUAAUUGAAAAAGAAACGAGAAAUCUUCUUACUGCGAUGGGUACAAGUAUAAAAACAUUAAGUCUAAAAAAGCUAAUAAGAAAAGUAAUGAAAAGCGAUGAAAAAUCACAUUUACAAACAUUUCACGAAUACGUAAAGUACGAAAGAUAUUCCAAAGUUCUUCAAAACCAACUGAUUUUAAAUUCAGAAAAAGUUUUAAUUUUAUCCAAGUUUUGGAAUGAUUCGGAGCCAAAAGUAAAGUACAUAAUCAACAUCCUCGAGGAUAAUGUUCGUCGUUUGAAAAUUCUAACUUCGUUGGACUACAAAUCAAUAUUUGGAAUGUUGAAAAAUAUCGAAAAAUUCUUUGUCGAAUAUCAAAUAAUUUCUUUUGGCAAACCUAAUUAUUCCAAUCUGGAUCUACACGUAAUGUCGAAUUCUCCAUACGGUCAUUCCGGUUAUGGUUACAAAUUUAUUGUCCUAAACGAAUCAAGAGCCGCAUCUUUGAGAACUAUCGACGAACAUGGAAUGCUGAAAACGAAAUUGUUCCUUUUACAUAAAAAUAUUUCACCAGACGAAAAGGAAUUCAAACUGAUUAACGGAACUACCCUAAAAGCGACAAAUAAAACUCUCUAUGAAGUUGACCAGAAAUUUCAAUACAGUUUACGAAGACUUCAAUUCUCCGGAACAGAUGUCGCCGAUUAUAAUUUAAUCGAAUGCAAUCGAAACAAAACGGAAGAGACUCCUAAAUGCUGGAGACUGAAAAAUAGAGAGAAACAAGAAUUAAUUGAAAAUGAAAUUCUAAACAUGUCAUUGAUUCAAAUGCCACACAUUCCAAAGGAAGAUUUACCGAAAAUAUUAAAAUAUUACAUUUUUCCAGAAGAAAAUUUUAACGUAAAUGAAUUUUUUCUACUUUGGAAGGACGCAGAGAGUUACUCGAUUCCCCAAUUUGCGAAAAAGUAUAUAAUAGACCAUAGAGACGAUUUUUUGAAAUUGAAAUACAGUGAGUACUUGGACGAAGAAAAUUUAAAAAUUAAUCAUCUGGCAACGAGGAUAAACAGAAUUUACACAAACGAAGAGAGAAAUUUAAUUGAAAUGAGAAUGACAUUCAAAAGUAUUGUCGAGGAAUACGAAUACAAUAAUGAACGAUUUUCAGCGACUUUUGAAGAUUAUUACGCACUGCGAAAUUUUGGGACAACUGGUCACAGGAGGAUAAAUCGCGACACGAACGAAGCGAAACGGAUGAAAAUUGCUCUCUAUAAUUUGGCAAUCAGACAAUCUGACGAUCCUGUUGAAAAUUUUGAUCUCACCCUAACAAGUCUUGAACUCAUGCGUACGCAAUCUAUAGAGAAACUAUUUUCCAAUCAAUCUGAAUAUAUUUUGCAAAAAUUUACCACUACAGACAAGAAGGUUGUAAAUAAACCUGUCAACCAUAGGAAAGACGUUGAAUACGUUUUGCUAAAUAUGGAAUUUUCGAAAACUUAUCUACGAGCAAAAAUACAACAGAAACUCUGCUUUGUACAUCCUAAGACGAUUCUAUUACCGGGAAGCAAAUUUUCUAUAGAAGGAAGAGAAUUUGUUACUAUUAGAGACGUGGGUUAUGUUUGGAAAGUUCAUUUGAAAUAUAUUCAUGUGCCUGAUGAAAAAUAUUUAUGGUACCAGAAGAUUAUGAAAACUAUUAUUGAUAUUAAAUAAAUUAUAAAUUAUAGUUUAGUGUUUAAUGACUAACUAGUGAUUAAGUUUUUAUAAGGUUUAAAAAAAAGUAUUCUUUAAAUGAAGACUUCGACUAUAUUUUUAAUUAUAUCAGGAAAAUGAUUUAAAUUUUCUAUAAAAUUAUUUUUAUAGUAAUUUUUGAGAGAAAAUCAAUGGCAAAAAAUAUUCUGCCCAUUUUUGGAUUUCUAUUUUUUUUUUAAAUUGAUAGAUUUUAAAAUCCAUCUGUAAUUUUGCAGAAAAUAUGUUUUUGUAUCUUCAAAAAAGAAAAAAAAUACUGAAUAAAAAAAUUGAU